Aethina tumida (small hive beetle) is the source of this 1077-nucleotide messenger RNA. RefSeq names its product probable aminoacyl tRNA synthase complex-interacting multifunctional protein 2 (gene AIMP2). Bases 57 to 1037 code for a protein of 326 amino acids. NCBI's taxonomy places the organism in Eukaryota, Metazoa, Arthropoda, Insecta, Coleoptera, Nitidulidae. The transcript is spliced from 4 exons. The record is from RefSeq and is a predicted model, not a curated record. Gene Ontology annotation, cellular component: aminoacyl-tRNA synthetase multienzyme complex.
CAGACAUCGCGCUGACAUAAGUCAUCGCGACAUUUAAUUUUUACUUGGUAAUUUUCAUGAAAACGAUAGUAAAAUACGAGACAAUGGCGAUAAAUGGUCCGAUAAAAAUGUACGAAAAACGGCCGAUAGUGCGUCACGAUGUGCCGGUCGAACUGCCGACUUGUAUGUAUAAAUUGAAGAACGUUUACGGUUCAAGAAAUGGUGUAGUCGAGUCCGCGGAUCACGUUUCGACGUCGGACAAAAAGUUGGAUAUAUUCGACCAGGUUAAACAGUUUUUAAAGAACAACCAACAAAUACCAGGAAUGGCAGAGUUACAAGCUAGACAGGAAAAAAUCCUGCAGCAACUGGCUGAACUGAAAGAUCAGAUGAUGUCCAUUAAAUCUGACUUAAAAAUAACCGCAGUGCCGGCAAAUACAUGUUUGAGAGCACCACCUGAAAAGAUAAUCGAUUUACCAAAUAUAGUGAUACAUGCUGGUCCAAAUUUCCCACCAUACUCUUUGGCAUUGGUUCAAAGGUUAUGGCAGGACAGGAUACAUUUGUCUGUGACAACACAUUUGCACUCUACUGUACCAGUUUUACCGAAAAAUGCCAAAGAUUUAUCAGACACUUUAAAGAACUUCAAGCCAAAAUCGUCUAAUCUUCCUAAAUUGUCUGUCAGGCUCAUUUGGAACAAUGUAGGAGCUGAUUUGGAAUUGUUGGUAUCAAUCGUGCCGAUCUUGGGCGAAGUGAAUGUAUUAAGAUACUUAUCCAGGUGUUGCAGCAAUAUUUUAUCUUAUGAACAAGAUCCGGAAGUCUUUGAAAUCGACUCGCUUUUAGAUGUAUCCCAUUCUUUAAUUUCAUCAAAGAUAUCUUCAGAAAGAUCUCAACUGGUGACUCACUUUAUUAAAUCCUUGGGAAAGUCGGAUUAUUUGAUGGGCAGAAAUAAAAUCAGCGUGGCCGACUUGGCGGCAGUUUCAGCGAUCAAACAAGUGGCGACGAAGGACAUUUCAAGUGGAUUGAGCAAAUGGGUGCAAAGAUGUGAAUCAAUAGCUGUGUGAAUUGUCACUUAUUUUAUUUAAAAAAAAAACUAUAUUUUAA